AUGGACGAAAACAACCCAGCAUAUGAUAUAUCGGUAUUACCUGAUGAUGUUUUCACAUAUUGUGGUGAUAAAUUUUUUCAAUUAGUUCAUACUUUAGUUGGGAAUGAUAUUGUUGACAUAUUAAAAAUACAAUCAAUUAAUUCCACACAAUCAUUUAUUAAUACUAAAGAUGUAUUAGCUAUAUUUCAACUGGAUUGUCCAGAUUUAUUACAAAUUAAAGAACGAUUAUGCUUCAAAUUAUCAAAUGGAAACUUCAUCAUAAAAAUUGGUAUAGAAAGCAGUUUAAAAUAUCUUACUGCUAUUUUUAAAUUAAAACAAAACGGAAAUGAACCACAAGCAAGAACACAUGGCGACAGUAUCAGUGAUAAUAGAUUACACGAUUUAAUAAAUCGUAAUCCAUUACUGAAAUCAUUAUUUUCUUGGUAUAACCAGCAACAACAAGAAAAUAAUAUUAAUAAUAAAACGUUUCUAUCUUUCUUUAUCGAUAAUAUUACAAAUAAUUUAUCAAAAUCAAACAGCCAAUAUCGAUACAAUGAUGUGGUCAAACGUUUUGCUAUUUGUUUAUACAUAUUAGGCGGAAAACUGACGUAG
Rotaria sp. Silwood2 is the source of this 591-nucleotide messenger RNA. Lineage: Eukaryota; Metazoa; Rotifera; Eurotatoria; Philodinida; Philodinidae. The record is from the annotation of a GenBank genome assembly.